GCGCAACCAGCGUGAUGUGGGAUUUGGCGGAGGAGUAAUCGACAAUGAUGGCAAUUUGUCAUCUAAAAUAAAACUCCUUACAAGUUUGUGAAAAGAAGAGGCAAAAAAUAAGCUGCAAGGAUAACAGUUGAAAGCUGCAGAAAUCUGUUCUGAAUGUGUGCAAAUGAAGUGAAAAAAAUAUAUACAAUAUAUGCAUAUAUGUGGUAAAGAAUUCAAUGAAUAGAAAAUAAAUACAUAUACAUUCAAAGAAUGUAGUAAAAAGCGUGAGUAAUCAAUGAAAAAUAAGCAAACUAAGAAGCGUCUUAUUACUUUUGAAUUGAGAGUGCGAUGUGACAAUACGCGAGCCACUGUUAGAAGACUAAUAAGAAAACCAGUAUAUAGAAUAAAUUUGUUAUGAGCAGCGGCAAACAUAAAAAAUUAAAAUCAACUGCAACCUGCUGAACUAAAGUAUCAACAACAACUAAACUACAUUGCGGCAUUGUCUCCUGUUUCUAUCUUCUUUAAAACUGUGCUUAGGAAGUGUUGGACCCAAACGCUCUAAUGCAGACGAUAUGGGCACAACAUGGCCUCAGCAGAUAUAUUACAAUACUACAGCAACACUACAACAAAAACAGAGGCAACAGCAACACAAACACUUCCAACAACAACAGCAUAUGUUCAGCAUUGUUUCGUGCAACACACUUCCGGCAUACAAGCGCCAGAGGCAUACAUCCUCGCCAACGAGCGGAAACAAUUUAAAGACGAGGCAUCAGCAAAAUCAGCAUCAACAGAAGCAACAAAAACCAACGCCUCAACAGAAAUAUCGAGCCUAUUGUCAUCGCAUCGUCAACCCUCACUUACCGUUGUCGAGUACUCUUCGAUUCAAUGCGAAUUGGGCACAAAACACCAGAACACAGGAACAACGAAUGAGAAGCAACAUUCUAAGAGCGACCAGAUAUUGCGAAAAUCCUUACAACAGAGUCCGGCACAGUUACAUUUGCAGUCAUUACAAAGGAGUGAAAAGGGAUAUCACUUCAUCGCAUCGCCAUCAAUAUGGAAAGCAACUGCUGCCAGGAAACAACCAAACUCAAGCGAAGCGAAGUCAUUGCUGCCGCACAAUCAAAAGUAUUGCAAAGGCAAAGAUGAUAUUGAAAAUCACCGCUUUGUGGAAGGUUUGCAAAGAGGCAGAAGUAAAAGCGAAUGUUCAGCACAUUGCAGUGGUUACAGUGAGAUACCAGGAGAGAGGCCUCAAAAACAAAAACAACAACGAAUGCACCAAAGAUGCCAUUCGGAAAGUAGAAGGAGAAAAAUCAAAGGAUUUGCAAACAUGUCAAACGCAGCAGCGACUGGUAGCGAGUUGCAACGACAACAAAAAUAUUAUAUCCAGCAACAAAUCUCUAUUGUCGGUAAUGGCGAUAUUGCUAGUAGUGUGGCUGCAGGCGCUUGUAAACUGUUUAGAGGUGGUUGUGAGCACAUUACACAACAAACACAGAACAACAAAAACAAAAGCAAAACCAAAAGCUGCCAACCAGGGAAAACGAAAUGCAAGAAAAAGUACAAUGUGGACGCUUGCUGCCAAGCAGCUAGCGGGUGUGGCUGCUAUUGUAAUCCGUCUGACGCUGUCUCAUGCUUACGCCAAUCUUCCAGAAAUGUUAAUGACAACAAACAACAAAAACAACUACCACAUGCCAGUCAAUCGAAUGACUCUAAAGCACAUUUUUCACAACUAUUUGCCGGCAGCUAUUGCUCAUACAAUGCAACGCCUCAGUUAUCGAAACAGAUUGAAGCUUCUACAACAAUACCAUUGCUACUACAGCCCACAACAGUUGCAUGUGCAACAGUCGAACAACGAAGUAUCUUUCAUUAUAAAAACCACCACAGCAUUUGUAGUUGCAACAGGUGCGCUGUCGGCGAGCUUUGUGACGGAGUGGCGUCCGCUGCUGCUGGCUUUGUUAAUGGUGUUGCUGCAACCACGACUACUAAACCUUUUCUAUCUACAAUGCGUUGCUCUAUGCGUACGAAAUUUACGGUGGCUCUGGCUGAUCUCCAGUCAUUCUCACGCGCUCUAUUCUCGGUCAUCAUCAUCUUUAAUAUGCUGCCAUUAUUCUAUGCAGAAUGUGACCAGACAUUCGUUUCGCGCAUUGGUGGCCCACAGAAUGGCACAUUCUCCGCUCCGUUGCUGCACAAUCACAAAAAUCAUUCGCGUCAGUGCUUGUACACCUUCCUAGCAGGACCCGGACAACGAGUCGAAGUACUAUUUACAUCAUUUAAUUUAAGAGGAAGUCCACCAGACUGUGUUCACGAGUACAUGGAUAUAUAUUCCGAAGUGCAAUCAUCAGAUCCAGCUGAACUAAUAAAUUCACCAUUUGGUGGACGAUAUUGCGGCACAAUACCGCCACGACGACGUAUCUCCAUGUACCGAGCUAUAGCCAUUUCAUUUUUUACCAACAAAAAUGUAUCAACACCCGAUUUAUUCGAAGGGACUUAUAGAUUUAUAAAUGCAUCUGAAUAUGAAAUUGGUAUACCAAUAGCGGGUUCACCAUGUUCCUACACCAUCACGCCUAGCAUGAGUAUUAACAAAACGGGGGCACUAAUAUCGCCAACCUAUCCGGGUGCCUAUCCAAAGGAUAUGUCAUGCACAUAUCAAUUUCUCGGCGAAUCGAAUCAAAGAGUUAGAUUAGAAUUUCGUGAUUUUGAUCUAUUUUUUGGUGGACCACACUGCCCAUUUGACUAUGUCAAAGUGUACGAUGGUCCCGACAAUUCGUCAGCAUUAAUUGGUACAUAUUGCGGACAGCAAAGGAAUUUAGUUUUAUACUCAAGCGAAUCGAGCCUUUUUGUUCAUUUUUAUACAUUGCCGAGAACAGCAAAUACCCAAAAUCGUGGCUUUAAAGGAAUUUAUGAAUUUAGCGAAAGUUUUGUUAAAUUAGAUUUUAUACGUGAAAAUGAUGGCAUUCACAUACGUGGCUCGGAAUGUGAUCAGAAAAUAUUAUCGAGGAAGGAGUCAACGGGUUUUGUAUUGUCACCGAAUUACCCUUAUCCAUACAUACCGAAAACUGUUUGUAGGUACUUCAUUUAUGGUAUGCAAGAUGCUCAGCAUCUAGAACGAGUACGUCUUGAAUUCUCUGCUUUCAAUAUACCUAAGGUAGAGCACAAGGAUAAAAGCGAAUCUAAUUGCACGGAUGGUUAUCUGAAGAUCUACCUGAAAGGACAAGAAACUGCCGAUGCCUACGACAAAUUCGACUAUGAAUUGUGUGGCAAUGAAACACAGCGAGUUCUCAGUGAUGGACCACGCUUAGCGAUGGUUUUCAGUUCCGGCGAGCUGCAAGGACGCGGUUUCAAGGGUAAAUAUACUUUUGAAACCGAAUACAAAAUACCUGGCACAGCAGCACCAGACGGCACAUGUAGCUUCACAUAUGUGAGCAAUUCGAAGAAACGCGGCGAAUUCAAUAGUCCUCGCUAUCCAUCCAAUUAUCCAUCGGACACGAAUUGUUCGUAUCUCUUUCUAGGCGAACCAAAUGAGCAGGUCACGAUUGUCUUCGAUCAUUUUAAAAUAAAAGCGGAUGGUAACUCAAAUGCCACUGCGGGAGCUUAUGGCUCUGGCGCUUGCUUUGAAGACUGGCUGGAAAUGUAUGUUGUAUAUCGUGAUAACAACGAUCGUUUUCUUGGUCGCUACUGUGGUCUGACAGCACCCGGCCCCGUAGAGAGCCCUAGGGGUGCAGUGGGUCUGCGCAUCACAUUGCAUACGGAUCAAGAAAAUGUAGCUAGCGGUUUCAAAGCACGCUACUUCUUCGAAACGCCACGUUCCGAUGUUGGCGAGUGUGGCGGAAAUUUUUCCAAUCAAGAUUCUGGUAUUAUCACCUCACCUAAUUAUCCAGCUGGAUAUAAGGCGCCUGGUCGUGGCAUGGCAUCGAUGGCAUGCAAUUGGAUAAUGACCGCACGUCCGGGAUAUAAGUUAUCGAUAAAUUUUGAACACUUUUCAAUCGAGGGCGAUCCAGCAAGUCGUGGCUGUCCUGCUGCUGUAUUGCGUCUUUGGUUAAAUAUCGAUUCGGAUCAACCGCCAAUGGAAUUGUGUGGGGAGAAAACACUAAUCGAACAGUGGUAUCAUAUUUCCACUGGACAAACUGUUCGUAUCAGUUUCACAACCAGCGAUAAAACCGUUGGUGCACCGGGCUUCCGCAUUGUAUGGACUGAAAUACAAGACUACAAGACUGGACCGCCGUCCACUGGUCUACUCUGCGAAUCAACAUACCACUUCCAAUGCGAGGAGGGCUACUGCAUUUCUGAUAAACUACGCUGCGAUGGCGUCAAAAACUGUAGUCCCGGUGAUGAUAGUGACGAAUUGCACUGUACCACACAAGCGCCCGAGGAGGAUCACGGCGUUCUAAUUAUAAUAACACUAAUCGUCGUCUCGUUCCUAAUCUGUCUCCUAUGCACACUUUGUCACUCCAGAAGAAAACGUAGAGCUAAUGUGCACCAAUUGGGCUUGCAUCGGAACGCGCACUACGAUUCGCAAACCAGUGCGACCGGUUUGAGUUCAAGCCGUCGGCAUUUGCAAGGUGGCCCCAGCAUAUCGGGCAGCCUGCAUGGCAUCAAUAGCGGUUCUUUGAUGAUACCACCUGCACCGCUGCCACCCACCAGCGUACCACCACCGCCACAUAUUUGCAUUGCGGGCGUCGAUGGCAUCAGCGGGGGCAUACUAAUUAACGACGACGAUGGCCUAGACGAUGAGGAUGACCUCGAUCUCGACAAUGAACAACACGAAAUAUUUAUCAACGACGUACGAUUCGACGAUGAUGAGCACCAUCUGGAGCAAAUGCGUCAUUUGGAAACUGUUUAACAAUUGGUGAAAGGACUGGGAGAGAUGAAGGACAUCAAACAAUUGUUAAAACAAUAUGCGGGAUUUUAUAGAAAUUUACAAGCAUAGGAACAGGCUUAAGUCAAAUAUAAAAUUAUAUAUACAUAAAAUAAAAUGAAUAAAAUAUUGAUAAAUAAAUUCGCA
Rhagoletis pomonella (apple maggot) is the source of this 4978-nucleotide messenger RNA. RefSeq lists its product as uncharacterized. The record is from RefSeq and is a predicted model, not a curated record. NCBI's taxonomy places the organism in Eukaryota, Metazoa, Arthropoda, Insecta, Diptera, Tephritidae. Gene Ontology annotation, cellular component: plasma membrane. Gene Ontology annotation, molecular function: protein binding.